AUGUUGGCCAUUGCGUUUGUAUCAUUGGGAAGUUUAAUAAUCUGCUGCAAGUCUGAAGUGGUAAUAAAUGCCAUUGCAUUGGACGAUAUUUUAUCAGAAGAUUACAUGCCAACUACUCUAUUGAUGUUAGAAAAUCCAAAGAUUAUUAGCAAAUAUGAAAAUAGUACAGCUAGUGGUAAUAUUAAUAAAAACAUACUUGGAUUGGAUGGAUCUUUGGGAAAAGCUAUGGAAACGAUGGAUUUUCACAGGUCCAUGAUGAAUCAGUAUAUGUGCCGAAGUUUUAUAGCCGAACAAAUAGUAGCGAACAUGUCAACAUCAAGGGUAAAACGACGCAUGGGACAUGUUACAUCUGGUAUUGGUGAAUCGUCUAGCCCUCAAACUGAUAUUUCGAAGAACUUAAUAUACGACGAGGGAUCAUCUGGUUACCAAGACUGGUUAUCAAAGAGUGCAACUCUUGAAGACAUUUACCGUCACUAUGAUAAUCCUCAGGAUAGAAUAGAUGUAGUUGAAGAUGUUGAUGAUGGAAAUCCCGAAGAUUUUGAGGAAGGAUACAACGUAGAGGACAUUAACAAGCAGGAAACAAAGGCAGCUUUAAACCAUCGACACGAAGAAACAUAUUAUUCUGCAGGUGGCUACCCAGGUCCUUCAUAUUCGAAUAGUUACGGCCCGCCCAAUUACAGCCCUUCAAGUUACAGUCAACAAAAUUAUAAUCCACCGAAUUAUAAUCAACCUAGCUAUAAUCAACCUAGCUAUGGCCAACCUAGCUAUGGUCAACCUAGUUAUGGUUCUCCAGAUUAUCACCAGAACACGGGCGUGGGAGGAGGCUAUCCCCAACAUCAACCCGAGAAUCAUGGAUCUUAUGAGCCACAUUACCAAGAACCAGAAUAUCACAAUUCCCCAGCUCCAAAGUAUCACGUCUACAACUACUACUCGAAAGACAAAGAUCUGUCUGAUCUCUUCGAAAUUGCCUUGACAGGUUUAGCCUUUCUUGCUUUUAAAAUGUUUAUUGUACACGUUAUAAUGUGCAUAGCGACGACAACGACAACAAACACCACUACGACAACGGUAGCCAUGGCGAUGAGUAUGAGUCCUACAGCAACUGGAACAGGUAACGGUAUGGCAGAUAUUCCUGGCACAGGCGGUACUAGCACGGGAGGGGGAAUGACAAGCACAGGAGGUGGUAUGCCAUCUACCGGAGCUGAUAUGCCAGGUACGGGAGGCGGAAUGACAAGUACAGGAGGAGGUAUGACGAGCACGGGAGGUGGAAUGACCGGUGAUGGAGGUGAUACGCCAGGUACAGGUGGGGGUAUGACAAGUGAUGGUGGCGAUAUGCCUGGUACAGGGUCGGGCAUGACCAGCGAUGGGAGUGAUAUGCCUGGCACAGGAGGAGGUAUGACAAGUGAUGGUAGCGAUAUGCCUGGAACGGGAGGUGGUAUGACAGGUGGGGAUAUGCCUGGCACAGGCGACGGUAUGACAGACGAUGGUAUGACUGAUAUGGGAAUGACAGGUGGUGGCACUGGUACUGGUGAUGGUGGUGACGGUUCGACAGAUAUGGGUGGCACUGGAAGUGGUGCAACAGGAACUGGAAACGGUAUGGAUGGUGGUACAGGAGGAGAUUCCACAGGUACUGGUGGCACUGACGGAGGAACAGGUAUGGGUACUACAGGUAGCGAUUCCACAGGUACUGGAGGAAGUUCUGCUAUGGGCACAGGUAUGGAUAAUACUGCUGCAGAUGGAAGUGCAACUGGUGAUGGGAGUGAUACGUUGCAGUUCAGGUAUAAGAGGAAUCCAAUGCCUCACUUUCCUAAUCCAAAUAAUGAAAUCGUAAAUGAGUUGUCGAGAAAAAUUUUACUUACUAUUGAAAGCGCUUUAGUUGCACAUAAAGACGAUGGGGUUUGUUUAAGAAAAAUACUAUGCGAAAAUAAUAAAUGGUCAAGGGAUUUAGAAGGAAGGCACAAACUAUUUAUUCCUCUUUGGAGGUAA
Molecule: messenger RNA, 1983 nt
Organism: Diabrotica balteata
Lineage: Eukaryota; Metazoa; Arthropoda; Insecta; Coleoptera; Chrysomelidae
Source: the annotation of a GenBank genome assembly